Messenger RNA from Bombus pascuorum, 1865 nucleotides. It is a transcript of the gene beta3GalTII, whose product is annotated as beta-1,3-galactosyltransferase 6. Gene Ontology annotation, molecular function: UDP-galactosyltransferase activity. Gene Ontology annotation, biological process: glycosaminoglycan biosynthetic process. Gene Ontology annotation, cellular component: membrane. Bases 274 to 1287 code for a protein of 337 amino acids. The record is from RefSeq and is a predicted model, not a curated record. Lineage: Eukaryota; Metazoa; Arthropoda; Insecta; Hymenoptera; Apidae. The transcript is spliced from 3 exons.
GAUCCUUCUUGUCAAUGAAGUUAGGUUUCUUUAAUUCUCCAUGUCAAUAAAGUUAGACUUCUCUGCAUCGGUUGAGUUCGUGAACUUUUCUUACAAAAUUUAAAUGUCAAUAUAGAAGGAAAUAAGAAUUCCUUACAAGAAAUGCUUACGUAAUAGAUGGUUCUGAUUUAAAGACUGAGCAUUCGAAAAAAUGUCGAAUUAUCAAGUCAGAUAUUUACACAUACGGAGGUAGUAUUCGAGAGGUUAGGAAUGUGAAUAUAAACGUAUUUACAAAUGAAUUCUGUGACGCUUCUACCACUAAAACUUUCGUCGAAGAAUUUAUUCAUGAUGAUCAGGAAAAAAUUGCACAUGAAAUUGAAUAUCCCGACGUUGCUGAUCAUACUGUUGAUUGUCUUCUUAUGUAUACGUUAUUUGCCUUCCACAAAGUGUUCCCUUAAGGAGCAAGAAGUAAGGAACAAGACGAAAUUUAGACUCAUAGUACUCAUACUGUCUAGUCCUGAUAACUUAGAACGAAGGGCAACAAUCAGGAAAACAUGGCUGGCUCAGAAGCAAGCCACGGUCAAGCAUUUCUUUGUAAUAGGAACCUUAGGUAUAUUGUCAGAGCAAAGAGAAACUCUGCAUUCUGAACAGCAGAAAUUUGAUGAUUUAUUAUUAUUAUCAAAACUACCAGAUUCUUAUGGGACUCUAACGAAGAAAGUUUUAUACGCAUUCAAGGAAAUAUAUGAAUACUAUGAAUUUGACUUUGUGAUGAAAUGCGAUGAUGAUACAUUUGCCCUGGUACAUAAGAUUUUAAAAGAGCUAGAUAAGUGGGACAGCAAAGGAACAAAAAAGGAACUAUAUUGGGGAUUUUUUAAUGGAAAGGCACAUGUCAAAAGAAGUGGACCAUGGAAAGAGGCAGAUUGGAUAUUAUGUGAUUAUUAUCUUCCUUAUGCACUUGGAGGAGGAUAUAUUUUAUCUUAUAAUUUAGUAAAAUUUAUUGCUAUAAAUGCAGAUAUUUUGAAAUUGUACAAAGCAGAAGAUGUGUCUGUUGGUGUUUGGACAGCACCUUUGGGAAAUAUUGAAAGAAAACACGACAUACGUUUUGACACAGAAUACAGAUCGCGUGGAUGUUCUAAUCAGUAUAUAGUUACACAUAAACAGACCAUUGAAAACAUGAAAAAUAUGCAUGAAUAUUAUCAAGCAUCUGGAAUAUUAUGUAUGAAAGAAAUAAGAAAUCACAUGGGCUACCAAUAUAAUUGGACAGUUCCACCUAGUCAAUGCUGCAAUUUACAAUCAGGCAUUCCAUAGCAAUCAAAUCUCUUCUUUUCAUACAUCUGAUAUUCUAGUCAUUUCUUCAUUUGAAUUAUUAUGCUAAUUUGUACUCAACCACUAAAUUUGUUAGUAAUUACUCUCAUGAAUUCUUUAUUUAUUUAUCAAACACGAUUAUAAUAAUUUAGUCUAAAUAACGAGAUGCUUCAUAGUUUUCAUAGUUAGUUAAUCAAGGAAUGAAUAACGAUAAAUGAGUUUUGUAGUUAAUCCAACGCAUGCAAAGUGGAACCAUUCUAUAGGACACUAUACCAAAAGAGAAUAUUGUUAAAAGAUUACAAAUAUUUAAAGAGAUGUUUGAGAUAAUAUACACUUACGUCUGGAUUAUCACAACCAAUCAUUUCUCCAUAAGAAACUUGAUGACACAGACAAUAAGUUGGUUCAUUAGGAUCUACUGGCAUGUCUAAAACAUCUGCUGGAUGGCCAAGUGCAGUAGAAUCUACUUGAGCACCACUUCCAACAGCUCCAGCUGACGAAGCAGAGGCAACAGAUCCUCCUGAAAUUAUGUUCAAUGAAUUAUAAUCUUUUCAUGAAUAUAGAUGAAACACAAUAUCAACUAA